AUGGCAGAUCUCAUCAUGAUUUAUCACGGUGGAGCCUGGGGCUGCAAUAUGUCACCGCCGGAAUUUCAUCGCCGUUCCAGUCAAUCUGGAAGUUGCUGGGGUGACUGCCAGGUUUGUCUCUUCAGUGUAGCCCCCACUGAGUUCUUCGAAGCUGUCGAUCGUGCGGUUGGAUUACUUGAAGCUAAAGUUGAGUUUGAAUCCCAACCAGGACAAUUCGCAGAUCUGUUACGCAAUCUCCGCGGCGCCUAUCUUUGCGAGGCCUCAGACUCUAGAGAUCUAGUGUAUGCCCUUUUCGGAUUCAGUGCUCACAGUUAUGGUGUCUAUCCCGAGUAUGGACCAGGUAUUACCAUCCAAGGCGUUUUCCGACAAUUAGCAUGUAAAGUCAUAUCUUACAACCGCAACUUGGAUAUACUCGAAACAGCCUACCGGACUCGCCGCCCAUCUCGCAGGCUCAAAAGGCUUCCGGUAGAUCAUGAACUACCUUCUUGGGUACCAGAUUGGCGUAAUAAGCAGGGGUUCUCUAUUUUGAGACGUUUCGAGAAGCAGAGGCCCUCGUUUGAGACAAAGAUGAUCUUCUCAUUCCAAACCGACGCGACUGCUCGAAGACAUCGCAUCCUUCAAGUACGUGGGAUUUUCCACGAAUUCCUAGGACGUGAAACUUUUGGAAGGCGGCCCCAGCGUUUUAUCUCGGAUGGACUUGGGGAGAUACGAACGAUGGGAUCGGCUAAAGAGGGUGAUGAGGUGUGGAUGCUUCACGGUGCUGAUAUUCUUUUCAUUUUCCGUCGGCCGAGCGGGGGCAAGUACCUUGAGCUUGUCGGUGAGGUCGUGGACCUCUAUGUCAAAGUUCCUCCCAAACCUCGUCUGCCUACUGAAGAACUUGACAAGUUAGUAGAAAAUAACGACCCCUCCGUUGUUCUCGUUAACAUAUGUUGA
Mollisia scopiformis is the source of this 933-nucleotide messenger RNA. RefSeq lists its product as uncharacterized. Lineage: Eukaryota; Fungi; Ascomycota; Leotiomycetes; Helotiales; Mollisiaceae. The coding region runs from base 1 to 933 and encodes 310 amino acids. The record is from RefSeq and is a predicted model, not a curated record. The transcript has a single exon.